Messenger RNA from Anopheles maculipalpis, 1266 nucleotides. RefSeq names its product protein Rae1 (gene Rae1). The transcript has 2 exons. The coding region runs from base 26 to 1111 and encodes 361 amino acids. Gene Ontology annotation, molecular function: ubiquitin binding; RNA binding. Gene Ontology annotation, biological process: transcription-dependent tethering of RNA polymerase II gene DNA at nuclear periphery; RNA export from nucleus. Gene Ontology annotation, cellular component: nuclear pore. The record is from RefSeq and is a predicted model, not a curated record. Lineage: Eukaryota; Metazoa; Arthropoda; Insecta; Diptera; Culicidae.
UGUGUGUUUCCAUUUCAACGGCGCAAUGUUUGGCACACAGACACUCGGUGCCAAUCCAGGCUUUGGAAGCCCGACCGCCACAACCACAACCAAUCCGAUGAAGGACUUUGAGGUCACCUCACCGCCGGAAGACACGGUCUCGGCGAUGGAGUUCAGUCCGGCAACGUUGCAGCAGAACUUUCUCAUCGCUGGCAGCUGGGACUGUAGCGUGCGCUGUUGGGAAGUGGAACAGUCCGGUAAGACUGUACCGAAAUCCAUCAAAACGAUGGGGGGUCCGGUGCUGGAUGUGUGCUGGGCGGAUGAUGGCAGCAAAGUGUUUAUCGCCUCGACGGACAAGCAGGUCAAGUGCUGGGAUUUGGCGUCAGAUCAGGUGGCCCAGGUAGCGCAGCACGAUGCCGCAAUCAAAACCUGCCACUGGAUCAAGGGUACGAACUACACGUGCCUAAUGACUGGUUCGUGGGAUAAAAUGCUAAAAUUUUGGGAUACACGAACGCCGCAGCCCAUGCUGUCAAUUCAAUUACCGGAACGUUGCUACUGUGCGGAUGUGGAUUAUCCGAUGGCUGUCGUGGGCACUGCAGGACGACACGUGCUGAUAUACUCGUUGGAAAAUAAGCCGACGCAGUUCAAGCAACAGGAAAGUCCGCUCAAGUACCAACAUCGGACGGUGUCCGUGUUUCGCGAUAAAAAGAAGGCACCUACCGGUUACGCGCUCGGCAGUAUUGAAGGACGUGUAGCAAUUCAGUACGUUAGCCCGCUGAAUCCGAAGGAUAAUUUUACGUUCAAGUGCCAUCGUUCGAACGGAUCGACCGGGUAUCAGGACAUCUAUGCAGUGAACGAUAUCGCUUUUCAUCCGAUUCACGGUACACUGGCUACGGUGGGUUCGGAUGGAACAUUCAGCUUCUGGGACAAAGACGCUCGUACCAAAUUGAAAUCAUCCGAGACGUUGGAUCAAUCGAUUACCAAGUGCUGCUUCAACAGUAACGGUCAGAUCUUUGCAUAUGCCGUAGGGUACGAUUGGUCGAAGGGACACGAGUACUACAAUCCGCAGAAAAAAACGUACAUUUUCCUGCGCUCGUGCUACGAUGAGCUAAAACCGAGGGCUUCGAGCUAAGUAUCUAGCAUACAGGUUCUCUCUGUGGAAUAUCUUCGUACAUUCACUAAACCACGCUGGUUUGUUCGUUUCUGCUACAAUACCACGAGCUCGUUUAUUCUUGAUGCAGAAUUUUGGAAAUAAAAUCUAAUGCACGACAGCAACAAAGAACAUCA